Chaetomium globosum CBS 148.51 is the source of this 180-nucleotide messenger RNA. RefSeq lists its product as uncharacterized. The record is from RefSeq and is a predicted model, not a curated record. The transcript is spliced from 2 exons. NCBI's taxonomy places the organism in Eukaryota, Fungi, Ascomycota, Sordariomycetes, Sordariales, Chaetomiaceae. The coding region runs from base 1 to 180 and encodes 59 amino acids.
AUGAAGAGGAACCCGGGGCGGGCCCUCGAACCGGCCGAUGCGACCGCGCGGUUCGACGCCUCUAUCAUGAACCGACACCGAGUCGAGGGACCCAGCCUGGGAGCUAUCGAAGGCGAAGAGUACUCUCCUAGUGCAAGCGAGGACCGGGAAGAGUGGGCUUCGAGGGUUCCUCUUUACUAG